GUAAUGACUUGACCUUUUGUAGUCGUUUGACUUUGACAUGUGUAUUGUGUGUUAAGUUUUUGUGGCCACAAAAAAAGCUGUAUUCUGUACGGAUCAAUAAACAUUUAUUCUUAAAUCUUAAUUCUUAUAUGAAAUCAAAUUAUUUUAAUAUAUACUACUAUAUAUAACUACAUUAUUAAAUAAACGUCUUUAGUAAAUUUUGUCUUGAAAUCAGAAUGUCCCGACAAACGUCAAGGCUUGAUGCUAAGAAAGUUCUUAUUAAUUCUUUCUUUUAGAACUCAGAACUAUUAACCCUUACAUACGGCGCCCUCGUGUCACAAAUGUUAAAAGAAAUAGAUAAUCCAGAUGAUGUUAAUAAACAGCUAGAACGAAUUGGUUAUAAUAUGGGAGUACGUUUAAUUGAAGAUUUUUUAGCGAGAACUGGAUCUAACAGGUGCAUGGAAAUGAGAGAGACAGCAGACAAAAUACAACAGGCGUUUCGACUUUACCUUAACAUGCAGCCAACAGUUACUAGCUGGAGUAGUUCUGGGGAUGAAUUUUCUCUAGUCUGGGACCAGUGCCCACUCAGUGAAUGGGUUGAAAUGCCAAAUAAUGGUCUUAAAUACUGUGCUCUUAUUCCUGGGGCUAUUAGAGGUGCAUUGCAAAUGGUUCAGCUUGAUGUUCAAUGCUGGUUUAUACAGGAUCAGUUAAAAGGAGAUGCGGUGACUGAGCUCCGAGUAAAAUAUAUAAAAAGACUGGAAGAUGCUGUACCAGCAGGAGAAGAUUAAUUAUUAUUAAUUAAGUCAUAAACUUGUAUUAUAUUGAAUUACUUCAUAAUUGGUAACAUUAUAUUUUAUGCUAUUCAU
Messenger RNA from Pieris rapae (cabbage white), 845 nucleotides. RefSeq names its product trafficking protein particle complex subunit 3 (gene Bet3). The transcript has 4 exons. Lineage: Eukaryota; Metazoa; Arthropoda; Insecta; Lepidoptera; Pieridae. Gene Ontology annotation, cellular component: TRAPP complex; cytosol; cis-Golgi network membrane. The record is from RefSeq and is a predicted model, not a curated record. Gene Ontology annotation, biological process: intra-Golgi vesicle-mediated transport; endoplasmic reticulum to Golgi vesicle-mediated transport. The coding region runs from base 321 to 767 and encodes 148 amino acids.